AUGUGUGAGAAGUGCAGGGAAGAAAGUGGUACCUGGUGGGGGGGGGGGGGGGGGGAACUAGAAUUACCCAAAAAGAGAAGCAAUGGAAAAUCAUAUAAGAAUGACGCAAGUGAUGAUGAUUUUGUUGAGAAGAAAAAGGAGGUGAGUUCUGGAAAGAAUGAAAGGAAAAUGAAAAGGAAAAGAGUUGACAAGAGUGUUAAUGAUAAAAAGGGUAAGGUGAAAGGGAAAAAAGUAAUUGGAGCUGAAGGAAAAUGUAAAGAAGGUAAGGUAGGAACUAAAUUUCAAAGGUUAAGUACUCGUAUGUCUCCAAAUUCUUUGUAUCUAGCCAUGAAAAUUUUGUCAAAGAGCCAGAGAGAAAUGAUGGCGUAUGCAGACAGAGUGAUAUGUGAAGAUGUCAAUUUGUGUAGGCAUAGGCCCUUCAUCACAGAAACUGAUUCGGAGCACCUUAGAGUGUUAGAAGAAUAUGAAGUAAGCAGGGGUGUAUUUGGAAAUCUAACUUUAAGGGAAAAUGUGGAUGGUGUGUUUUAUGAUGAGAUGAUGAAUCAAGAUAAUUCAAAAGAUAGAUCAGUUGAGGAGAGUUGUGGGAUUAUUGAGAGUAUGGUAGGAAGGUUGGUUGAGCAGAAGCAGGUUGUAGAGGCGAGUAGUUUGAUGUAUAUGGAAAUGCAUCCGAAUAAUGAUAAAGUGAAGGCAGUGAUUAAGAAGGUUGUUGACAUCUUUAAUGGAACAACACUAAAAGCCUUAAUUGCUGAAGGGCGUGAAGAUAGAAUGGAGGUUGAUGGUACGAAUGUGAAGGCAACAAAAGGAGGACAAACAAAUAAGGAUAUGAACCAAAUGAUUACUAAGUUGGCAAAUAAGAUGGGGGACGAUUUACUUAGUGGACGAAAAGUUAAUUCUGAAUCAAAUAUGGAUGCCUCAUAUCAUGGAAUGGAAGAAAUGUCCCCGAUAAUUGUGAAGCCAACUAGUAUGUGCAAUGAUAAGGUUCUGUUUGAGCAUCAUGGUGGUACACAGCAACAAAAUAUAGGAAUGGAAGUUGUAAUGUACAAUGGGAAUUCUACUUUUGAUUCUCCUUGUAUAUUAACACCUGGUUGGAUAAAGCAAGCUGAUGAAAUAGAAAGGAACAGCUCUAAAAAGAGUAGUAUGUUAAAUAAUGAUUGUCCAUCGUUUGAAGCUAAACUUAAUCAAUGCGCAGAUGAGAUGAAUACUAUGAAAGGGAAUGAAGGUAAAGAUGAUGCAAUUGUUGAACAGGAAGGUCUUAAAAGGACAAAGAGAAAUGUUGAAGCUGUAGUAGGGAUUAAAAUGAGAGAAAAAAAGAAAAUGAAGCAUGGGCCUACAUUGAAGUCACCUUUUGUACAAAGAGUUGUGGACUUGAAAGAUUCAGUUGAGAAAAAAGAAAUACUAGUUGCACAAGCCAUUAUUGGAUUAGGAAUGGAUAAAAGGGAGCUCGUAUGGGAAUCAAAAGAAGGGUAUGGAAUGCAUCUACAAUAUGCUAGAACUCUUGCAGCAAAAGUGAAUAUUCAUUCAAAUGUAAUCGACUAUUGGAGUGUUGUACUAAACAAAUUGGAAGAGAGUAAGGCAGAGUCGUCAUACUCUACACUUUUUUUUACCACAGGCACACUGGUUUUCUUCCCCAUUGUUGAUGGGAAUUACUACCUCAUAUGUUUUAACCUUAAAAGUUUUUCACUUUUGAUAAUUGAUCAAAGGAGAUUGGUGGGGACAGUUGAGUCGGUGUAUGGGAACAUACCCCGUGUGUUGCAAAAAAUUUUCUGUCAUUUUCUAAAUGAUGUCUGUAAGAAGAGGGUGAAGACCCUGAUGACAAGGAACGUGGUGGUGUUGAAAAUGAAGUGUCAAACAUACAACCGUUCAGAUGAUGGUGGAAUCUAUCUUAUGCGAUAUAUGGAGAGUUUUAUGGGGGAUCAAACAUCAAAGUGGGAUUGUGGGCUAGUUGUGGAUUUAAAAACACAAGAUAUGUAUUUACAGAAGUUAAGGUACAAGUAUUUGGUGAGGUUGCUGUUGUCUGAUCAUAAUAUUUUGAAGUGUGAUUUUGAAAAGGAGUAUGCAAAGUUUGUUAAAAUGGAUAAGGCGACAAGGAAGAGAAUAGUUCAGGAGAAUCUAAAAGUAGUCUUUGAUGAAGCAAUUGGUUAA
Molecule: messenger RNA, 2142 nt
Organism: Lactuca saligna
Lineage: Eukaryota; Viridiplantae; Streptophyta; Magnoliopsida; Asterales; Asteraceae
Source: the annotation of a GenBank genome assembly